This is a messenger RNA of Capsicum annuum, 1925 nucleotides long. RefSeq names its product zeatin O-glucosyltransferase. The transcript has a single exon. The record is from RefSeq and is a predicted model, not a curated record. NCBI's taxonomy places the organism in Eukaryota, Viridiplantae, Streptophyta, Magnoliopsida, Solanales, Solanaceae. Gene Ontology annotation, molecular function: UDP-glycosyltransferase activity. The coding region runs from base 123 to 1652 and encodes 509 amino acids.
UUAUUCACAUGCAAUAACUUGAUACUCUCAAUAAAUAAAAAAUAAAAAUAAAAACAAAUUUAAGUCACCAUUAUCCACAAAUGUAGUAACCCUACCUCUCCAAAUAAAUAGAGGGAAGAUUGAUGAGAAAUCAUGCACCAAAAAACUUUCUUAUCUUCUCAUAUCAUACAAAUACAAACCAUAGUCUAAAAUUAAAAAUAUUCAAUAGAGAAUUUAGUUCUUCAAUGGCUUGCAAUCUCCAUUUUUGCAAAAAUAACCAAAAGAGUUCAAAAGUUGUUGUAGUAAUAGUCCCAUUUCUAGCACAAGGCCAUCUUAAUCAACUUCUUCAACUUUCUUGCCUUAUAGCAUCUUACAAAAACAUAAAAGUCCAUUAUGUUAGUACAAAAACACAUAAUCUUCAAGCAAAACUCAGAGUUAUUAAUGAAUUUGACUCUAUUUCCAAGAUUCAUUUCCAUGAAUUUUCCACUCCUAGUUUCCUUUCUCCAAAUCCAAAUCCAAAUUCGCGAAUUAAAUUCCCAUCACAUCUUCAGCCAUCAUUUGAAGUAUCGUCUUAUCUAAGAAACCCUGUAAAAAGGUUAAUCCAAGCUCUUUCAUCCAAGUAUCAGAGAGUCGUUAUCAUAAACGACUCUCUGAUGGGAUCAGUUGUUCAGGAUUAUGUGUCAGUACCUAAUGCAGAAGCCUACACUUUCCACAGUGUGUCAGCUUUUACACUAUUCUUGUUUAUAUGUGAGAGAAAACAAAAACUGUUUCCAAUAGAUCCUGAAAUGCUGAAGGACCUUCCAUCCCUCGAAGGUUGUUUUAGUCCUGAAUUCGAGAGAUUUAUGAAAAGAGAAUACGACUGCAUGAAAUUUUACUCGGGUAAAAUUUACAACACGUGUAGAGUCAUAGAAAGUCCUUUUCUUGAUCUGUUGUCGAAAGAACUGACCAAUAACAACAACAACAAACAAUGGGCUCUAGGUCCGUUUAACCCGGUCACAUUUCCCCGGAAAGGGACCGCUACCCGAGGCCCUAGCCACAAAUGUUUGUCAUGGCUCGAUAAACAAGAACCAAACUCGGUCCUAUACGUGUCAUUUGGCACCACAACUUCAUUUUCCGACGAACAAAUCAUGGCAAUGGCAAUUGGGCUAGAGCAGAGCCAGCAAAAGUUCGUAUGGGUUCUGAGGGGUGCCGAUAAAGGGAAUGUUUUCGGGAAAGAUACAUCAAGAAAGAUCGAACUACCAAAAGGGUUCGAGGAGAGAGUUAAGGAAAGGGGGAUUUUGGUAAGAGACUGGGCACCCCAGUUGGAGAUAUUGUCACAUUGUUCGACCGGUGGAUUCUUGAGUCACUGUGGAUGGAACUCGUGCAUGGAAAGUAUCUCGAUGGGCGUGCCAAUAGCUGCAUGGCCAAUGCAUUCUGAUCAACCAAGAAACACAGUACUAAUUACCAAGAUUCUUAAAAUUGGACUUGUUGUCAGAGAUUGGGCUCAUAGAGAUGAAUUAGUAACAUCAAGUAUGGUGCAAAAAUGUGUGGAAAAAUUGAUGGCAUCAAAAGAGGGAAAUGAAAUGAGAAACAAAGCAAGAAAAUUGAGUGCAGAAAUUAGAAAAGAAAUAGCAGAAGGUGGAAUUAAACGUAUAGAAUUGGAUUCAUUCAUAUCUCAUAUAACAAGAUAUUAGGUUCGACUAUGUUGUUCGGUCUCUCCAAAAAUGUUUCUGAAGAAUCCGAGCAACGUAGGGUUCUCAUCAAAAUCAAAAACAUUCAUGCAUGAUGCAUUUGCAGUCAGUGUAUCAAAAUACUAUUUGGAUUUAAUUACUUGUAUAUGUUGUGAAAAACAAAAACUUUACGCUAUCAGUAUAAUUUACAAUGUGUUUAAUUGUAACUGUGGCUUGAUGUAUUUUUCAGAUAACUAGUUCCAUUUAUUAUAAACUGUUUGGUGUAAUAUACCACAA